Molecule: messenger RNA, 1353 nt
Organism: Symbiodinium sp. CCMP2592
Lineage: Eukaryota; Dinophyceae; Suessiales; Symbiodiniaceae
Source: the annotation of a GenBank genome assembly
AUGUGGCAAAUCAAAGCAGUCGCGCAGUGCUUGCUAGCUCCCGUUUUGGCUUGGAUGCUCCUGGCACUUCAGGGUUGCGAGCUUGCCCAAGUUCAGAAAGCCGCAGCCGACGCUAAGCAGAAGGUGGAGUCGCUACUGCCCGGAAGCAACCGAAGCAGGGAAGAGACAAGGACGAGAGCCCAAGCUGCCUUUCUACAACCUAGUAGACCGAGCAGUUCGCAAGCUGCAGAAAUGCCGGUGGAGCUCUCCAUUCCGCUGGCCGCGAGCUUUUGGUCCUUAGGUGCCCGGCUGCUAAUGCCAGUUUCCCCGAAAAGUUCCAACGGUGGUUUACUGCCGGCACAGAUGCUCAUGGUUGACACGGGAUCUUCAUCCCUCGCUUUUUGCGAGAGCAGUUUGCUCCAGGAAGCUGCUUACCAGGAGACACAGUACAACUCCUGCAAUCGCUACAACCCCGGUGGUGCUCCAAUGUACUACUGGGGCCCCUUCGUUGAAGGGGACCUCCACGCUGGCAACGUGACUUUCUCGAAUGCAUCUUACAGCAUCAUGGGGCAGGAGGAAAACAUGGGCUGCCAGCACGGCAUUCAGGGAAUCUUUGGCAUCGCCUUCAGACAGUUGGAUGUUGCCUCUCCGACGAAGCCCAACUUCACCAUGGCAGACUGCCAGGAAGAUGGUGAAGAGCUGCCACCACCCAUGAUCCAGACGCUGCAAGCGCAAGGUGGCGUGGAGAAGCUGGGCAUCCACUGGUCCGGGCAGCUGGGAGACAACCGCGGCAGGCUCUAUCUCGACGAUGCUGCUGUGACGAACGAGCACUACGACAAGACUUCGGAAGUUGGCCCGGCCGUGCUGGGGGAGACUGGCUGGUAUGACAUCGCAGUUCAGAAGAUCUCCGUGGGUGACCAGGAGUUCACAGGCCUCGGAUGUGCCCCGGAGCCUGGCAAGCAGUGCGUCAUGGACACGGGAACCCCAGCCGUGACGGUGCCGCCGGAAGUCUUCGAUUCUGCCGCCCAGCUGAUCAAAGCCGGGGGGUCUGCGAACUUGACGUUCUGGUUGCCCGCUGUCUCGGGGGAUGCGGUAGCACUGAGCUUCGAUUUGGCCACGAUCUUCCAGAUGGGAGGCCUCUUCAAAGGACGCAAAGAGGAAAACGUGAUCCUUGGGCUAUCAAUGUGGGCUUUCUACUACACUGUCUUCGACAUUUCGGCUCAGUCCGUCUCCUUCUUCCCACAACAGCCGGGCACGGAAGCCUCCCGAAGUGCCAUCCUCCAGAAGAUCUUGGCUGAAGAAAGGGCGCUGGGCCUGCUGCCACCUGGCGAGGGCCGCCGGAUGGAAGAGCUGCCAGUGACAGUGCAUGUCUGA